UAUCAAUACUGGGGCUAGUUCCUUUACAAACCAAUCAACAAAAGGUGGGAAAAGCCAGCAAUGUGUAUACUAUUUGCACUGUAAGCUGCGACUUUUAUGAAUGUAAACGACAGCAGGCUAAAAUAGUAUUCUGCCGUUUGGAAUUUUAUCUCUAGAUAAUUUCAUUUCAACAUUCCUUUCAUCUCGUGUUUCUCGUAAUCUGAUGCUGAUUAAAUGUUCCGCCAUAAGUUCGAUUGUGUUUUCCUUUUCUUCUUUCGUCUGUGUGACAGUUAAUAGGAUUGACAUUCUUUGAGUCGCCUGAUGGAAUUAUGGGAAGUCGUCCUUUCCUGUUUUUUUUUUCUUUAAACGUUAGUAGGGGAGGUAGACUGAGUUGUUCAUCUGCUGGUUUCUAGUUAGAAACAUUCUCUUCAAGUUUGUUUUCGUCAUUGAGCGCUAGUAGUAUAAAUGAAUGUGCUUUGAAACUCAUUUUGAUUCAAACAAAUAGUAGGUUUAGGUAGUUUAUUUUUUAAAAACUUGUGCUGACACCAAAUUAAAACUAAAAAUGUUAGGCAAUGCCAUAAAAAGUGAUUUGGAAAUCCAAGGGAACUUUGGUGUUAUCAAGUCGGUGGAAGAAGAAAUGAGCCGUGGUCUGCAGGCAGCGUCACUAAAACCAGCUCAUCCAUUUGAUGUUCAGAAUUUUUUAGUUCUGCACAGUCCUAGAGUUCAUGGGAGUGCCGAACUGUUGCUUCAAUACGAAUCAGCGUGUCGUCAACAAUGGCAUUAUUUAUAUGAAAGUAAGAAUACAUGGGACUCAUUCUGGAGCAAAUCUGCAAGCCCCAAAACAGACAUCAGCCCAUGUGAAACGCGGCGCAUCAAUAAAGGCUAUUACUGGAGGCCACCACAAAACCUGAAGCCUGUAAAUUAUAACACUUCCCCUCACAGGGUGUGCAUUCUACAUCCUCGACACACAAGACAUACCAGCGACAGUUCAUCGGAGGAUGACUCAGUCAAAACUAGACCUCUUAAAUCUGAAAUCUUAAGUCUGAAACCAUCUACUAUUGGUCAUACACAAGCCAAUGUCAAGCCACCAAUUCGACUUCCACCAAUUGAGGAGUUAGACCGUUACGAGACAGACUACGAGCCGAUAGAAUACAUCGCAAAGAGAAACAAGCUCAACAUCAAUAAUUAUCUUGUCGACUCUACUGAUUAGCUUGUCGAGUAAACUGAUUGCUUGUGGAGUUAUUGAUUAGCUUGUGGAAUCAACUAAUUGCUUGCCGUGUCAACUCAUUAGCUUAUCGAGUCAACUGAUUGUUAUGUUCAGUCAACUGAUUGCUUGUGGAGUCUACUUAUUAGGUUGCUAAGUCAACUGAUUGCUUUUGGAGUCUAUGCUUAUGGAGCACACACAACCUUCCUACCUAGAAAAUUCACGUAGGUCUAUAUUUUAUCAUGUCUAUCCUGUACAACGGUGUAAGGCUUACAUGGUCAUACCAACAAUCUCUAGUCGGCUUAAUUGUUUUAGAAGUGUCCACUAAGAUCAAACUUCACUUGAGUGAGAAGUAACUUUUUCUAGCAAUCCUUGUGUUCUUAUAUUUCACUCAUCAUUCAUUGUCUACAAUAUAAUUUUUUGUGAAGGAUUGUUAUAACAGGCCCGGAUUUAGGGGUGUGAAAAGUGCACGAUCGAAUAUGAAACAUCGAUAUUGAAUAAAGGGCCUUGCAAAAAUAGAUCUACAGCGUUGCAUGAGUAAAAAUUGAGAAACCAAGAUUGCGUAGCUCUUUUUUAAGUUCUAUAUUCAUUUGUUUGACGAAGUGGAAGGGGAGGUAUCCUUUAUUUGAUGUGCUAGGGUCCAAACGCAAACCACAAUCCGCUAAGUUAAAAAAAAAACGGCAAUUGCACUUAUUAAAACAAAGUAUCUGUGCUUAACGCUGUCUGCUUUAGUAAUGCAGCUCAAAAUGCAAAAAUCCUUAUGCGCCAGGCCCCGCUAUCACCAAUUUGUACAAGGCCCCAACAUUCCAAAGUCCAUAUUAUUUAUGUGAAGUUACAUACGGCUUAUAAAAAAAAUCCAAACUUCUUGUAAUGAUAUAUAUUUGUAACUUUUCAAAUCCAUGAAAACCUCAGAUCAUCACAAAUGCUAUUGUGUUUAAUUUCUGCUCUAGUAUUCAGUCCACUCCUCUGAAAAUGUCUCCUAAUAGGCGAUGUUAUGAAUUCUUUUUAAUAUUCAUUUUUUUAAAAUAAUUUUUAACGCUUUCUUGAUUUCUAUUGAGGGAUCUUAGAUGAUGCUUGUUAUAGACAAAUUCCAGUUAGACUAGAUUCCCAUUUUUGUAACGAAUUGUUUUAAUUUAAGCCUUUAACUGUCAAGUUGUGUAUUAUUUUCUUCUCUCUCUCUCUCUCUAUAUAUAUAUAUAUAUAUAUAUAUAUAUAUAUAUAUUGUUACGAUCUCUCCUAAUCAGGCCUUCUGUAAACACUGCUAAACACACAACACACCAAGAACUUGACAACAAGAGCUCCAAAUAAUCUGGUACUUUAAUAAUGGUCAAAUAGAUAACAGCCAAUGCUAGACAAUUGGAACACAUCAACAACUAAAAAUGCUACACUAUAACUAUACAUUUACAUCACCGUACUAAACUCUACUGUCACUAUCUCUUCCUGGACUCGUACAUAACACUUGAGGACUCCGCCAAGACCGAAUUCAUGGCCGACUCUCCUCGCUAUCCUGUGUUGAACUGCACUGCCUUGCACACUCUGUGUCUCUGCUCCACGCAGGCUUAUCAUCAGAUGAUCAUAACACGGGUCGCAUUCACGUGCAACGUUCAUACCAGUACUGUCCCUUGCCCUUCGACAUAGCACACUAAACUGUCUUUCUGGCCUGUGUCACAUAAGUCAGCUGAUCACACAGUUAACCCUAUUGCGUCGCCAAAAGGGUUACAACAAUAUUAUCAUUAUUUUCAAACUUUUGAUCAAUUUAAAUAAGAAAAAAAAAAGUUAAGGGCGUAAAACUGUCUAUUAAGAGCCUGCUUCAAUCAAAUUAUAUCUGACUAAAAUCUAUGCAUCAUUUAUGAAAAUGUCAAAUUCAUUGUGAAAUAUAUCUGAGUUAUCUGAAUGUAGCCAUCUGUUUUCUAUUGUGUGUGAUUUUAUAGAAAUCAAAAUCUUAGGUUUCGUUUGUUAAUACUUUUAAGAAUGUAUGAGUAGUUUUUGUUUUUUUUUCAAAGCUUAUAGAUUUCAACUACAGUAAAUUAAGCUAUUUAUAUGCGUCUUUUUUUUAUAAUUUUUUCUAGUUUGGUCUGAACAUUAAUAAUUAUUAUAGUCCCGGUGAUAUAUGAGUGUUAUGUGCUCGUCGCUAGGGUAACCUUGAGGAAAGUAGAGCGAAUGUUUUUGAUUGCAUAGGCUGAAGAGUUUCUGAUGAAACUACGAGGUGGUCUGGCGUAAUUCAAAUGGAAUAAAAAUGGUCUGGUAAAAAAAAAAAAAAAGUGGAUGAAACAGACGUGA
Biomphalaria glabrata is the source of this 3463-nucleotide messenger RNA. RefSeq lists its product as uncharacterized. The transcript has 2 exons. The coding region runs from base 542 to 1189 and encodes 215 amino acids. Lineage: Eukaryota; Metazoa; Mollusca; Gastropoda; Planorbidae. The record is from RefSeq and is a predicted model, not a curated record.